Molecule: messenger RNA, 951 nt
Organism: Stylophora pistillata
Lineage: Eukaryota; Metazoa; Cnidaria; Anthozoa; Scleractinia; Pocilloporidae
Product: protein sidekick-2-like
Biological process (GO): protein phosphorylation; cell-cell adhesion
Molecular function (GO): protein tyrosine kinase activity; ATP binding; protein binding
Source: RefSeq, a predicted model, not a curated record
AUGUGGAAGGAGGUUCGGUCUGCUGAACAGAAUGGAAUUAUUGUCCGUUACAACGUCAGCUAUCGGGCAGUCCUUGAAAAUGGAUCUGGUGGGGCUAUUGUGUAUAAGUUAAUUGAUGCUCCUAAACUGUACGUGAACCUGACCGGCCUAACAAAGGAUAUGCAUUACAGUAUCAGCGUUUUGGCAUCCACAAUCAAAGAACCUGAGAAACCCCCUCAAUCAGUCACGGUGACGACAAAGGUCAGCAGUAGUAUCGAGGUAAAAUGGGAGGCGGUUCCUAAAGAUUUUAGGCGUGGUAUCAUUACGGAGUACAUUAUACUUUACAAUUAUGCCAGCGAAGGAGAGCCAUCAGAAAAGAACGUGUCAGGAGAUGCGCGGCAAGCGGUUGUUGGAGGACUCAAGCAAUCUACUAAAUAUUCAAUCCAAAUUUUGGCUGCAACUGUGAAGGGAAGGGGUCCACCAAGUGACCCUAAAUUUGCUACAACCAAAGACAAGGAUGAAGAAACUUCUGAAUUUCCAUUCCACUUUAUCUGGGGAUCGGUUGGUGCCUUUGCAGUACUCGUUUGUGUUGUGUUAAUCGCAAUUGCUAUCAAACGAAUCAGGAGAAAGAGGAAAGAUUCUUUGGUUAUGGAGAGAAACAACGAGAAUAAUAUUUCCAUGCUGGAAAUUACACCGGGCAUCAUGAAUCAGCUGAGAGAUCAUGGCCAGCAGAUCCCUAUAGAAGCGCCAGCAGAAGUGCCAAACUCAGGGGCAGAAGAGGUUGUGGUUGUUGACAAUGAGACAUAUCUAAAUCAAAUGGAUAUUGACAGAAACUGGGAAAUUCCUCGAGAAAGACUGGAAAUUUUAGAAACGAAACUUGGUGGAGGAGAGUUCGGAGUCGUCAAGAAGGGAAACUAUUUGAGAGUAGAUGGGAACAAAUUACCUGUCGCUGUUAAAAUGUUAAAAGGUUAG